GAGCUGGCUCUGGCAGUGUCCUGCGGGACGGCUGUCCUGCUUCCCUGUGGAGAUGGUUCUGGGACUGGCAGCAUCAUCUGAGGAGGAAGAUGGUGGCCUUGAAGGCUUUGAUGACCUGUUCCCUGCCGAGCCCGUGAGCCUUCCCAAGAAGAAGAAAGCCAAGAAGCUGAAGGAUGGCAAAUCCAAGGGGAAGCGGAAGAAGAAGGAGGGGAGCAACGAUGAGCUGUCGGACAAUGACGAGGACCUGGAGGAGAAGUCCGAGAGUGGAGGCAGCGAUUACUCCCCAAACAAGAAGAAGAAGAAGAAGCUCAAGGACAAGAAGGAGAAAAAGGCCAAGCGGAAAAAGAAGGACGAGGAUGAGGAUGACAAUGACGACGGGUGCCUAAAGGAGCCCAAGUCCUCAGGGCAGCUCAUGGCUGAGUGGGGCCUGGAUGACGUGGACUAUCUGUUUUCGGAGGAGGACUACCACACGCUGACCAACUACAAGGCCUUCAGCCAGUUCCUCCGGCCACUUAUUGCCAAGAAGAACCCGAAGAUCCCCAUGUCCAAAAUGAUGACUGUCUUGGGGGCCAAGUGGCGGGAAUUCAGUGCCAACAACCCCUUCAAGGGCAGUUCUGCGGUGGCGGCAGCGGCAGCUGUGGCUGCAGCUGUAGAGACGGUCGCCAUCGCCCCUGCACUGGCCAUCAGCCCCCAGCAGGUGCCCCAGCCCAUGCCCAUCCGCAAGGCCAAGACGAAAGAGGGCAAGGGGCCCGGAGUGAGGAAGAAGAUCAAAGGCUCCAAAGAUGGGAAGAAGAAGGGGAAGGGGAAGAAGGUGGCUGGGCUCAAGUUCCGCUUUGGAGGGAUCAACAAGAGGAAGAAGGGCUCCUCGAGUGAGGAGGACGAGCGGGAGGAGUCAGAUGUGGACAGCGCCAGCAUCCACAGCUCUUCUGUGCGCUCUGAGUGCUCUGCAGCCCUGGGCAAGAAGAGCAAGAGGAGGCGCAAGAAGAAGAGGAUUGACGAUGGCGAUGGCUACGAGACUGACCAUCAGGAUUACUGUGAGGUGUGCCAGCAGGGCGGGGAGAUCAUCCUGUGCGACACCUGCCCGCGGGCCUACCAUCUGGUGUGCCUGGACCCGGAGCUGGAGAAGGCGCCCGAGGGCAAGUGGAGCUGCCCACACUGCGAGAAGGAGGGCAUCCAGUGGGAGCCGAAGGACGAGGAUGACGAGGAAGAGGAGGGCGGCUGUGAGGAGGAGGAGGACGACCACAUGGAGUUCUGCCGCGUGUGCAAGGACGGCGGCGAGCUGCUGUGCUGCGACGCCUGCCCCUCCUCCUACCACCUGCACUGCCUCAACCCGCCGCUGCCCGAGAUCCCAAACGGUGAAUGGCUCUGCCCGCGCUGUACUUGUCCCCCACUGAAGGGCAAAGUCCAGCGGAUUCUGCACUGGAGAUGGACGGAGCCUCCUGCACCCUUCAUGGUCGGGCUGCCGGGGCCCGAUGUGGAGCCGGGCAUGCCUCCACCCAAGCCCUUGGAGGGCAUCCCGGAGAGGGAGUUCUUUGUCAAGUGGGCUGGGCUCUCCUACUGGCACUGCUCGUGGGUGAAGGAGCUGCAGCUGGAGCUAUACCACACCGUGAUGUACCGCAAUUACCAAAGAAAGAAUGACAUGGAUGAGCCCCCGCCCUUCGACUACGGCUCUGGGGAUGAGGAUGGCAAGAGCGAGAAGAGGAGGAACAAGGACCCGCUCUACGCCAAGAUGGAGGAGCGCUUCUACCGCUACGGCAUCAAGCCCGAGUGGAUGAUGAUCCACCGCAUCCUGAACCACAGCUUUGACAAGAAGGGGGAUGUGCACUACCUGAUCAAGUGGAAAGACCUUCCCUACGACCAGUGCACCUGGGAGAUCGAUGACAUCGACAUCCCCUACUACGACAACCUGAAGCAGGCCUACUGGGGCCACAGGGAGCUGAUGCUGGGGGAGGACGCCCGGCUGCCCAAGCGGCUCAUCAAGAAGGGCAAGAAGCUGAAGGAGGACAAGCAAGAGAAGCCGCCAGACACGCCCAUCGUGGAUCCCACGGUCAAGUUCGACAAGCAGCCGUGGUACAUUGAUGCCACGGGUGGCACCCUGCACCCGUACCAGCUGGAGGGCCUCAACUGGCUGCGCUUCUCGUGGGCCCAGGGCACCGACACCAUCCUGGCUGACGAGAUGGGCCUGGGAAAGACGGUGCAGACCAUCGUGUUCCUCUACUCGCUGUACAAGGAGGGCCACUCCAAGGGGCCCUACCUGGUCAGCGCACCCCUGUCCACCAUCAUCAACUGGGAGCGUGAGUUUGAGAUGUGGGCACCUGACUUCUACGUGGUCACCUACACGGGGGACAAGGAGAGCCGCUCUGUGAUCCGCGAGAACGAGUUCUCCUUUGAGGACAGCGCCAUCCGGAGUGGGAAGAAGGUGUUCCGCAUGAAGAAAGAGGUGCAGAUCAAAUUCCACGUCUUGCUCACCUCCUAUGAGCUUAUCACCAUCGACCAGGCCAUCCUGGGCUCCAUCGAGUGGGCCUGCCUAGUGGUGGAUGAGGCUCACCGGCUCAAGAACAACCAGUCCAAGUUUUUCAGGGUUCUGAACAGCUACAAGAUUGACUACAAGCUGCUGCUGACAGGGACCCCUCUUCAGAACAACCUGGAGGAGCUUUUCCAUCUGCUCAACUUCCUAACACCUGAGAGGUUCAACAACCUGGAGGGCUUCCUGGAGGAGUUUGCAGACAUCUCCAAGGAGGACCAGAUCAAGAAACUGCACGACCUGCUGGGCCCGCACAUGCUGCGGCGGCUCAAGGCAGAUGUGUUCAAGAACAUGCCGGCCAAGACCGAGCUCAUCGUGCGGGUAGAGCUGAGCCAGAUGCAGAAGAAAUACUACAAGUUUAUCCUCACGCGGAACUUCGAGGCGCUGAACUCCAAGGGGGGCGGGAACCAGGUGUCGCUGCUCAACAUCAUGAUGGAUCUGAAGAAAUGCUGCAACCACCCCUACCUCUUCCCCGUGGCUGCCGUGGAAGCCCCUGUCCUGCCCAAUGGCUCCUACGAUGGCAGCUCCCUGGUCAAGUCCUCAGGGAAACUCAUGCUGCUGCAGAAGAUGCUGAAGAAACUGCGGGACGAAGGGCACCGUGUGCUCAUCUUCUCCCAGAUGACCAAGAUGCUGGAUCUUCUGGAGGACUUCUUGGAGUAUGAGGGCUACAAGUAUGAGCGAAUUGAUGGUGGCAUCACAGGGGGCCUCCGGCAAGAGGCAAUCGACAGAUUCAACGCCCCUGGGGCCCAGCAGUUCUGCUUCCUCCUGUCCACCCGGGCUGGUGGCCUGGGCAUCAACCUGGCCACAGCAGACACGGUCAUCAUCUAUGACUCGGACUGGAACCCACACAAUGACAUCCAGGCCUUCAGCCGUGCCCACCGCAUUGGGCAGAACAAGAAGGUGAUGAUCUACCGCUUUGUGACUCGGGCAUCAGUGGAGGAGCGCAUCACACAGGUGGCCAAGCGCAAGAUGAUGCUGACCCACCUGGUGGUACGGCCGGGCCUGGGCUCCAAGUCAGGCUCCAUGACCAAGCAGGAGCUGGACGACAUCCUCAAGUUCGGCACAGAGGAGCUCUUCAAGGAUGACGUGGAGGGCAUGAUGUCCCAGGGCCAGAGACCAGCCACUCCCAUCCCUGAUGUUCAGUCCUCCAAGGGCGGUGCCCUGGCUGCUGGUGUGAAAAAGAAGCAUGGUAGCACCCCACCAGGUGACAACAAAGAUGUGGAGGACAGCAGCGUGAUCCACUAUGAUGAUGCAGCCAUCUCGAAGCUGCUGGACCGGAACCAGGAUGCUACUGAUGACACAGAGCUGCAGAACAUGAAUGAGUACCUGAGCUCCUUCAAGGUGGCGCAGUACGUGGUGCGCGAGGAGGACGGCGUGGAGGAGGUAGAGCGGGAGGUAAUCAAGCAGGAGGAGAACGUGGACCCUGACUACUGGGAGAAGCUGCUGCGGCACCACUACGAGCAGCAGCAGGAGGACCUGGCGCGGAAUCUGGGCAAGGGCAAGCGCAUCCGGAAGCAGGUCAACUACAAUGAUGCUUCCCAGGAGGACCAGGAGUGGCAGGACGAGCUCUCGGACAACCAGUCUGAGUAUUCCAUCGGCUCCGAGGAUGAGGAUGAGGACUUCGAGGAGAGGCCAGAGGGCCAGAGUGGACGGCGACAAUCCAGGAGGCAGCUCAAGAGCGACAGGGACAAGCCCCUGCCGCCUCUCCUUGCUCGAGUUGGUGGCAACAUUGAGGUGCUGGGCUUCAACGCACGGCAGCGGAAGGCCUUCCUGAACGCCAUCAUGCGCUGGGGCAUGCCGCCCCAGGACGCCUUCAACUCCCACUGGCUGGUGCGGGACCUGCGUGGCAAGAGCGAGAAGGAGUUCAGAGCCUAUGUGUCCCUCUUCAUGCGGCACCUGUGUGAGCCUGGGGCUGACGGUGCGGAGACCUUUGCUGAUGGUGUUCCCCGAGAGGGGCUCUCCCGGCAGCAUGUGCUCACACGCAUCGGGGUCAUGUCACUGGUUAGGAAGAAGGUUCAGGAGUUUGAGCAUGUCAACGGCAAGUACAGCACCCCGGACCUGGUCCCCGAGGGGCCUGAGGGCAAGAAGACGGGUGAAGUCAUCUCCUCAGACCCCAACACGCCGGUGCCCGCCAGCCCUGCACACCUGCCACCUGCUCUGCUGGGCCUGCCAGACAAAGCGGACGCCCCACUGGGCUACAUAGAGGAGAAGGAGCCAGGGCUGCAGAAGCCAAAGAAGCCCCUGGACACCCAGGCCCCACCAGCUGCCCUGGACAGAGUGGAUGGGGAGGACAAGCAGGAGAGCUCAGACGGCAAAGACAGAGCCCGUGAUGAGCGACCAGAAGAGACAGACAAGGCUCCGGGGUCCCCGGAGCAGCUGCCCAAAGAGGAGGCGCCGCCCGAGAGGGAGAAGGCCCCGGACAAGCUGGACCUCGGGCUCAGUCACGGCAGAGGGGAUGGCAGCGACUUCGGGCCAGGUGAGAGUGAACGCCACCUGUUCCCCACAGAGGACUCCAAGGCAGACGAGAAGGAAGCCGGUGAGACGCAGCAGAAUGGUGACCGAGAGGAAGACGAGGAGGGCAAGAGAGAGGACAAGAGCGGGAAGUUCAAGUUCAUGUUCAACAUUGCGGACGGCGGCUUCACAGAGCUGCACACCUUGUGGCAGAACGAGGAGCGGGCUGCAGUGUCCUCGGGGAAAAUCUACGACAUCUGGCACCGGCGCCAUGACUACUGGCUGCUGGCAGGCAUCGUGACGCAUGGGUAUGCACGCUGGCAGGACAUACAGAACGACCCCCGGUACCUGAUCCUCAAUGAGCCCUUCAAGUCAGAGAUCCACAAGGGCAACUACCUGGAGAUGAAGAACAAGUUCCUGGCCCGCAGGUUCAAGCUGCUGGAGCAGGCGCUGGUCAUUGAGGAGCAGCUGCGAAGGGCCGCGUACCUCAACAUGACCCAGGACCCCAACCACCCAGCCAUGGCCCUCAACGCCCGCCUGGCCGAGGUGGAGUGCCUGGCUGAGAGCCACCAGCACCUGUCCAAGGAGUCCCUGGCUGGGAACAAGCCGGCCAAUGCUGUGCUGCACAAGGUACUGAACCAGCUGGAGGAGCUACUGAGCGACAUGAAGGCGGACGUGACACGCCUGCCCUCCAUGCUGUCCCGCAUCCCGCCGGUGGCUGCCCGCCUGCAGAUGUCGGAGCGCAGUAUCUUGAGCCGCCUGACCAACCGCGCCGGGGACCCCACCAUCCAGCAGACAUCUAGCCGGCCCCGCAACCCCCGCCCGUCGCAGCGCUCAUGUCCAGCUGAGCCGCGCUUGCUGGGCCUCCCGCCCGACCCCCAUGGGAGAGAAAAGCUACCGACUUGUAGGAGCCGGUGCCACCUCGGGACGAGAAGGGAAACCGAGUGACACCACAGCCUCUGCACCGAGGGUGAGGCCCAGCCCAGCCGAGCCGGAGCCCGGAAGUGCCACCUCAUCAUAAUUCGAGUGUUCGUCCAUGGCCAGGUGGCUGUGCCCCCUGCACCCCUUUCAGAGCAGCUUCCUAGAGGAGAUUCAUAUUUAUCUGUACAUCUUCCUGCUUUCCUAUUGAAGACAUGGAUGCUUUAGUCUUGAUAAAGUUGGAGAUUCUGGCCCUGGAGCACCCAUGUCCCUGUCACCAGGCUCUGGACCUGAAGGAAUGCUCCCUGACUGCCCUGCUGGAGAGGACGCAGUGCCUGGUGACCUAGCGAGCCCUUAGUGUGUCCCUCACCCCAUCCCGUCUGCCUGUCUGAUGACUGUUCUGUUCUGUCCCCUGCUUGCCUGAGCGCCUCCACAGGCCACUCAGGUAGCAGAGCUGUCCCGCCCUCUAGUUGCUCCCAGGGGCAGGCAGCUGUUUCCUGCCUCCUUCCUGGGGUCUCCUGGAACAGGUGGGCACAAGCCUGUCCCUGGCCCAGCAUAGCAAAGGGCCUGGGCUCUGGUGACAGCAGUGGGGUGGUGUCCUUCGUGGUGCAUGGCAGGUUGCAGGGUGCCCCAGAGGUGGGCAGGGCCUGAAGCUGUGACUGCCACUGAGGAAGGGGUGGAGGGUCCCUGUCUGCGGGAAGUGUGGCUUCAGGCAGGUGUAGCUCGUGCUGUGGCAGGGAGGGUCAUGGACUUGGCAGUUCGUGAGGCCACAGGAGGCCUAUCCCACUCACCUCCAGUUGCUGACUUCUUUGUCUAAGAGUCCCCUGGGCCACAGACACCAAGGAACCAGACAGACCGCCCUUGGAGGGGACUCUGUCUCCCCGUCCCUGCAGAGGCCUAGACACUCUGUACAGGGCCACUGUGCACUUGCUGAAUUUUUGGAGGGUAGGGCCGGACCUGUUUGCCUCUGUCUCUCAGGUGCCUGCCUGCCUGCCUGCAGGGGCAGCCUGGAGCCUGGGCCAGCUCCUCCGGGUAUGUGCUAGAGUGCUGCCGAAACACUGAGCUGUGGCCCUGGCUGGGUGGCGGUUGGGGAUGCAGCCAGCUCUGAGGCCGGCUUGUCUCUGACCCUUUCACUGGCCCUGGCCCAGCCCAGAAGGAAGUGACCUGGGGACAGAAUCCUGAGUGAGGAGGGGACUUGGGCAGGGUGCUGGAGUAGCUCCCGUGGGGCUCUCUGGGGGAGGCGUGGGGAUGCUGUGUCUCUGGGCCUAGCCGGGGGCAGGGCAGUCACUGCGGCGUGUCUGGACCCACAGUCUGCAGUGUUGCUCUUUCUGAGCCCCCAAACCCCUCCUACCCCUUCCUGCACUCCUGUCUUCAUCCAGAGUCCCAAAGGGGCAGAGCGGGGAACCUGGGAGGUGGGGCAUUGCAGGGCCCAGAGCGUGGCCUGAGCGUGGCUUUGCUGCAGCACAGCUGGGGCCUGUGUGUGGCAGAGUCCCUGCUGGCAGCCUGUGUGCCCGUUCCCAGCGGGGCCAGAUUUCUAUGGAACCACCUUUGGGUCAGAAGUCUCAGAAGGUGCUCGGUGACACCGGGAGUUGGUGUUGGCGUCCCUGUGAACUGCCUGAGGGGAGGAGAGGCUCCCUGAAAGCCACUGCUGGAAGCUCCUCAGUGUCCUGUGAAUCUGGCUUCUCCAUGUGUUCAAGGUCGUCCUGCGUGUUUGGUGCCCUCCGCAGUCCCUGGGGGUCCCCAACCCCAGGCCCGGGCUAACGGGGCUCCUCGCAGUGGCUCUUGCCACCCUGCCAGGUAUUGCAGGAGGCGCUCAGCUGAGGAGGGCUGGGGACCUGGGGGACAGAGGCCCCUUGGGGGCCAGCACCUGCUGCUUGGAGUGUCAAGCUGCCCUCUGCGCCUGCCAAGUGCCCCCACUGCCAGGGGCCUGGUGGUGCCCGGAGGCGCAGGCAGGAGGACGCGUGCCCCAUUUAUACACCCGGAAGUUUACAGUUGUGGUGCAUCAGCCCAAAGUCACUGGCGUGGUUGUGUUUAUGAUCUUCCCCCCACUUAAUUUUCAGAUUUUUUUUUAACAAAGUAUUUUUUUAGGUGCGAUGACCCAGAAAGGGCCCGUUGGGUGUGUGUGUGUGUCCCGAACUCUUCUCACAGAGGCCGGAGCCAGCCUGGGGCAGUGGGGUGUGGGAGAUCUCAGCUGGGGUCCCCCCAGGCAGAGGUCAAGCUUUGGAUGCUGGGGGCCCCCUGUGAGUCGUGCCACGUGUUCCCUGCCCUGGCCUGAGGGAGGCUGGACAGACUAUAGCCAGCACAGUCGCCUUUACUUUGUAC
Messenger RNA from Octodon degus (degu), 8215 nucleotides. It is a transcript of the gene Chd5, whose product is annotated as chromodomain helicase DNA binding protein 5. The transcript has 41 exons. The coding region runs from base 53 to 5923 and encodes 1956 amino acids. Gene Ontology annotation, cellular component: nucleus; NuRD complex; chromatin. Gene Ontology annotation, biological process: negative regulation of transcription by RNA polymerase II; chromatin remodeling. Lineage: Eukaryota; Metazoa; Chordata; Mammalia; Rodentia; Octodontidae. The record is from RefSeq and is a predicted model, not a curated record. Gene Ontology annotation, molecular function: chromatin binding; ATP binding; DNA binding.